Trichobilharzia regenti is the source of this 541-nucleotide messenger RNA. Lineage: Eukaryota; Metazoa; Platyhelminthes; Trematoda; Strigeidida; Schistosomatidae. The record is from the annotation of a GenBank genome assembly.
CAUUUUUCAUACUAAACUAACAAGAUAAAAAUGAUUGUUUCGAGCAUGUUGAUGACUAUGAUUCUCUCUUCGCUGAUAGUCAACUCAAUAGCUACAUCAAAGCGAGGAUAUACAUGCUACAUAUGCCACGACUGUAAGAAAUUUUCGAAAUACACUCUCACAGAACUUGGUUGUGGAGCUUGCACUGUAAGAUGAAAUUAUUAAUAUUCAUGAGUAUUUCAAAAUAUUUCAAAGUAAAAUUUACACAUUUUAAGGUUAAAAUACGAAUAUAAUAGUAUUAUACAGCCAUAAUCAUCCGAUAUUCAUGCUGAAAAUUCCAUGCUUGUACCAAAAAUACAGUGUGGAAUCAAGCUGUAAAUCAAAAAUAAAAUAUUAUUCCUCUAUGAAUCUCAUUAAUUACAGCUUACAUUCACACGAAUAAUGAGCCAUGUAUUUCUAGAUUGGCGCAUAUGAUUUCUCAGUGUUGUCGAUGUAUUCGUCUUGUUGAUGAAAAUCAGCUAUCAUCCUAGUGGUUUCGGAAUGUUUCUGUUGAAAUAUUUGU